UGAUUCAUUCACAGAUUUAUUCCUGCCCGCUCACCCGUCGAACUGAACGGUCACGGGCACUUUAUGAUAAACAAAUAACUUAGUAUCUCCUAAUAAUUACAUCUUAAAAUGAAUUAAUCUCGGAUGAUUAUCUAGAACAGGGUCGUAGAUGCAUGGACUAAUCUAAAUGCCUAAUAUGAAUUACGAGCUUGAAAUGGGUUGUGUGUCACGUUCAUAUUAAUAUUGUCACAAAUUAAGUGAGGGGGGCUGGGGGUCUACCAGUCACUGGACUCUACAUCAGAUGAACAGACUGCGGAAGUGUCUGAAUGUGCUUGAGCAAUCCCACACUGAUUUCACCCAGAGUGACUGGAACAGGCGUCCGCUAGCUCCUCUUGGAAGAAGAAAAAGUUUCUCUUGACAUCACAAUGAGCAGUCGAGUGGAUGAUGUUAUGCAGCUUUGCUGUGAGGUCUCGGCCAGCAGGAAGAUGAAAGCCGCCGUGAAGGGCUCUGGAAAGGGAGCUGCAGCGGCCGGCGGAGCUGCUUUCGUAGGGGGAAUGGUGGGAGGCCCGGCCGGAAUAGCUGUUGGCGGUGCUUUGGGAGGUCUCUUGGGAACUUGGAUGACCGGUGGCCAGUUCGAACCUCUUCCCGAGAUCAUCAAGGAAUUGCCUCCAAGAUAUAAGGAGAAACUUUACUCUGAUGUCAUGGGCGCUCUGGGCGCGCUGGACUGGACAGACGUGGCUGGCCUCAUCGUUCUGGUCAUGGGCAGUGCUACUCUGCAGGAGCAAGUGCUUGCUGCUAUAUUCACUUACGCCACGAAAGAGCUCAAGGCUGAAGUAGAGUAUGGAAACUGACCUCUAGAGGGUUGAUGUCACACACGUUCAUGUAAUGUGUUUCUGUUUCUCUGAUCAAAUAAAAAAAAACCCUGCAGAACGCAGGUUAUCACAACGAA
Molecule: messenger RNA, 928 nt
Organism: Puntigrus tetrazona (Sumatra barb)
Lineage: Eukaryota; Metazoa; Chordata; Actinopteri; Cypriniformes; Cyprinidae
Product: protein C19orf12 homolog
Exons: 3
Coding region: 405-830 (141 amino acids)
Molecular function (GO): oxidoreductase activity
Source: RefSeq, a predicted model, not a curated record